Messenger RNA from Musca domestica (house fly), 5504 nucleotides. RefSeq names its product octopamine receptor beta-3R-like. The transcript has 9 exons. The record is from RefSeq and is a predicted model, not a curated record. Gene Ontology annotation, biological process: adenylate cyclase-activating adrenergic receptor signaling pathway. Gene Ontology annotation, molecular function: octopamine receptor activity. Gene Ontology annotation, cellular component: membrane. Lineage: Eukaryota; Metazoa; Arthropoda; Insecta; Diptera; Muscidae. The coding region runs from base 119 to 5149 and encodes 1676 amino acids.
AGAUUCUCAAAUAAUUAAACACACGAUGACAUCGAUGAAAUUCUAAGAAUCGGAUUAUAAAUGUCCAGCCGUCGUUAUUCCAUUUCGUGUAUGACAACGUGAUUGUGUAGCGACUACGAUGUCGCUCCAUGAGACGCCAUCAAAUAUCAGAUUAUUCGAGACAUCCACACUGAAAUCGAUAGCGGCAUCAACAAUUAAAACAUUAAAAAACAGCGGUAGCACUGCCAAACAAAGUCCUGCAUACAAUCGGCCAACAACUCAUUACCAACAAAAUUUUCUCUUUGGAAAAGCCAGGCAACAGCAGCAACGCCAUCCACAGCAGCAUCAGCAACAGUACCAGUAUCCCGAACAGAAUGAAACAACAUUUGCACUGGUCUCUCAAAAUGCAAACAAUGCAACAGCCACCUUAACAACAGCGUCGACAACAACAACACGACCAACAAUAGAUGAGAAUCUAGUGGCAACAUCACAACGUCAACAGCCUGCAAUAUCCAUGUUAACCAAUGCUGCCAAUGAAGCCUCAUCGCACACCAGCAUAGCAACAUCAAUUCCUCUACCGCCAUCAACCUUAUCUUUGCCAUUAUCGUCGUCGUCAUCAUCAUCAUCAACGUCCAUGCUAACAACGUCAAAUUCAUCGGCUACAUUUCCUCAUGACUUAACAUUGGCAUCAUCCUCCUCCUCGACAUCCACAUCUCCGUCCUCAUCCUCGGAAUCAUCGGGCACAAGCGCCCUAUCAACCCCCACAUUUUCAUCGCCAACUGUUUUCAACGAUUCGGUAAAAACGUUAACUUCCGCUCUCACAACGGGUACAUUCAACGAUGCCGCCGAUGCAGCAACCUCCUCCUUUCCCCUGUCCGCCACCAACAAUGCCUUAGAUGAGAAUUUAUUUUCCACUCCUUACAGUUAUCUCGAUGGCUACAGUAGCAGCAACAGCAUCACGGCGACCACCAUCACCAACACAGACGCCAUUCCCACCACCACCACCAGCACCUCCCUCAUUAGCGGCGCCAUUAUGAACAAUAGCAGCUACUUUGGCUCGCCAUUCAAUCUAAGCCUUUCGGAGAAUUCCACAACGACAUCACUGCUGUCCUCGAUGGCCUCUAUUACCAGCGAUGUCAGUAUCGCCGAUGACAGCGACAGCGAUAAUUGGAUGGACCUUUCGGUAGUCAUUCUGAAAGGCUUUAUAUUCUUCUCAAUUAUUCUAGCAGCCGUUCUUGGAAAUGCGUUGGUUAUAAUUUCCGUUCAGCGUAAUCGUAAAUUGCGGGUCAUCACAAAUUACUUUGUCGUGUCGUUGGCCAUGGCGGAUAUGCUGGUUGCCCUCUGUGCCAUGACAUUUAAUGCGUCUGUGGAGCUGUCCGGUGGCAAAUGGAUGUUCGGUCCGUUCAUGUGUAAUGUUUACAACAGUCUGGAUGUUUACUUUUCGACAGCCAGUAUUUUGCAUUUGUGUUGCAUCUCGGUGGACAGAUACUAUGCCAUUGUCCGGCCACUGGAAUAUCCAUUGAAUAUGACACACAAAACGGUUUGUUUUAUGCUGGCCAACGUUUGGAUACUGCCUGCCCUCAUAUCGUUUACGCCAAUAUUUUUGGGUUGGUACACAACGGCCGAACAUUUAGAGGAAAUUUCCCAAAAUCCCGAUCAAUGUUCCUUUGUGGUGAACAAGGCGUAUGCCCUCAUCUCCAGUUCGGUUAGUUUUUGGAUACCGGGCAUUGUGAUGUUGGUUAUGUAUUUUCGAAUAUACAAAGAAGCGGUCAGACAACGGAAGGCCUUAAGUCGCACCAGUUCCAAUAUUUUGCUGAAUAGUGUACACAUGGGCCACACCCAGCAGCCCACCAAUCUGAACUAUUUGCAUCCCAGUGAAUGUGAAUUAACCCUAACGAGAGAAGAGACUCAUAGUGCCAUAAGUCAUUUUGAGGAGAUACCACAAACCGAUGACGAUGACAAGGAUGAAUGCGAUGAGUUACGGGUGCCCUCACCACCACCCAGACGUCUCAGCCGUAGUAGUAUUGAUUUACGUGAUCUCGAACAGGAACGUUAUGAAAAGGUGACCCACACCGACAGCGCCCCCUCCAUGAUAGCAUUGCACUAUGCCGCCACCACGGGCAAUAAUGCAACGCAACAACAACAGCAGCAGCAAUUACAAGUGCCCUGCGCCAAUAAGGAUCUCAUCAAUUAUAAUCCGCAAAUUUGGCAGGAUAUGAAAAAUGAUUCUCCAUUACAGCAAAGCAUUGCCAUACCCAUACCCAGGGUGAAUGGCAACGGCAAGCAAUUUACAAAUGCCUCAGCCUCCAGCCGGGAAUCGCUCAAGAGGCAGGAUUCAAAUUUCUACAGAAACUCUGGUUGUGAUUCCGAUCAAUACCACAGCAUAUUUGGUGGUAGUGGGGGUAGCAGUGGCGGUGAGUAUGGCGUUGGUCGUGGUGGUAUCCUCAACUCAGAUGACAGCGAGAGCAACGAUUAUUUAAUAAAAUUAAAACAAACUGCCGCUCCAGCAACCCUCAUACCUCUAUCCGAGGAUAAUAAAGAGCUUAAACGUCUCAUCGAAGAUAAUUAUUUGUAUUAUAAACGGCAAGCGGGUCAGCUGCAAAAAGCCAGUGAUAACCAACAGCAGCAACAACAACAACAAAACAAAGAAUCCUUUUCAGGCAAUAAAUACCCAGCCCUGAGUGAGACUGAUUUUAUACGCAUGAAAAAUGGUGAAAAUCGCCAGCGCAGCCAAGCAGGAUCGUCGGCCACAAAGAAAUCCUUUGCCGCCAGUGACUCAGAGUUCCUCAAAAACUAUGGAGAUUUGAAAGGCAAGAAGACGGCCAAACAUUUGGAUUCCCUCAAGGAGGGCUCCGUCAACUCCACACCCAAAGAGGAAAGCAGCAAGGGCUUCAACUUGAAAUCUCUGCUGGCCAAGACCAAACGUUCCAGUACCGAAUGUUUUUCGCUGGAAAAGAAACGACAUCAAGCCAAUUCGGAAGAAAUCAAGCCAAGUCGUUCUCAGCUUUUCAAAAGGUCCCGCAAUCGUAAACUCUCUCACAGCUACAACGGGGGGCUGCUUAAGGAACGGAAACAUGACAUGCGUUCCCGGCAACACAGUGACACAGAUUCGGAUGUUUAUUUGCCCAGGCUGUUUGGUGAUAGCAUUGAUUCCACCAGUCGCUACAAUACCCCUGAUAUUCUACUCGAUAUCAAUGUUCUCAAUGAGCAUUCCGAGCAAAUGGACGAAAGUCAACCCAAGCAGGAGGGGGCAAAUGAUAGUCCACCCAGCAGACAUGCCACCCAUUUCCAAUUGAUCGACUUGGGCGCCAACACCGUACAAGAAGUGGGACCCGAUGAUUUGUCUUUUCUCAAAGACAUUACCUCCAACGACUCGCCGUUACUACCCUCCACCCCACCACCCUCCUUGUCCCCUUCUUCUCUCAUGGAUGCCUCCAUACCGGAAGCCCUAAAGUCCGACACUAACUCCACCAUACCCGAGAAAUCCCAGAGUUCUCAAAAAUCCAGUUCCGAGUUGGUAGAGCUUUUUCGUUCUCUGAGUUUUCCCUCCACCGAACAAUCGUUUCACAAAGAAUCACCGGAAAAAUCCCAAAAAUCCACUGAUGCCAGUCACACACUGCGCAAGGAGUCGAUAAAGCAGCGCAUGAGCACGCUAAGUGAUCAGAUUUUGGUGAACAAGAACAGCAGUAACUUCCUGAUGUCACCGCCCAUAACACCGAACUUCAAUUCGGCCAUUAACUUACCCGUUAGCCGCAGUCCCAAUACCUUGGGCCACUCACCUUUCUCGGCCACACCCAGUCUGGGCGGCAAUAGCAUAAAUGUCUAUUUCCUAUCGCCACCACCCACCGCCACGGCCCAACCCGCAUUUCCUGCACUUACCAGCUCGCCAUCGGCAACAAAUCACAAUUUCAUUGUGAGCGAUACCUCAACGGUGUCCUUGGAUGUCUUUACCACACUGGCCAAUAACCCCACCCCAACGCAACAGCAACAGCAGCAUCAACAACAACUCGAACCUCCCUCACACGGCCACGUACAACCAACGAAUCUCUCACCCAAACCGGAAAUUAUUUUAGAUUCCACACUGUCGCCCACCACAAUGCAGCGUUCUGCCAAUGGUGGCAAUGGUCUGAGCGGCAGUGGCGGUUCUUUAACAGGAGAGGAGAAAGACUUAGCAUCACCUUUGUAUCAACGUCCUGACAGCGAACCGGAAACAACACUCACGACUACCUCUGUUAGUGGUGGUGGACGCAAACGUAGCUCUCUACUGACCGGAUACGAAGGCAUCCAAACGGUACGCAAACGUCAGGCCUCUGUGGUCACCUACGAUGUGAAUGUCAUCAAUUUUUCGCAGGACAACAGCGACAGUCGGAGUUAUAUACCGAUGGGUCGUGUCUCGACUAGUUCGGCAAAAUUUGAUCCUGAUUUCUCAAGUAAAUCGUCGUUGAAACGACGCGGUGGCAUUUGCAUUUUUGUCGACGAGGAGGAAGUCGAACAAAUGCUUGACCACAAUGUGGCCACACAGCAUCACCACAAUGGCGGUGUCGAUGGUGUCAGUGGUGGUGGUAGUGGCGGUGGUAGUGGCGGUGGCGUUGGUGGUGAUGGCAGAGUCACCAAGUGUCUUACCUUCAGUGUCAAUAGUAUGACCAGGGGUGGUGAACGCACCAAAUGCCUCUAUUGUGGAGCUGCUUUGAAAGCUCAACACCAAGCGGAAAAUAGCAAGCGAAACGAUAAGCAAACGCGUCACAAAACAAAGACAAUGGCACAAAGGUUAAGCUUCUGGCACAGAAAUCGAUGGUUGUACCGUAACCGAAAGCAACGAAACCCGGCCGGAUGUCAGUGUGGGGCAAAUGGUGGUUCCGUGAGACCCACAAAAGGUUGGAAGGCCGAACAUAAGGCGGCACGUACACUCGGUAUUAUCAUGGGUGUCUUUCUGUUGUGUUGGCUGCCAUUUUUUCUCUGGUACGUGAUAACAUCCCUGUGCGGUCCUGCAUGCCCCUGUCCCGAUGUUGUGGUGGCCGUACUCUUUUGGAUUGGUUACUUUAAUUCAACGCUUAAUCCUCUCAUUUAUGCUUAUUUUAAUCGUGAUUUUCGAGAAGCAUUUCGCAAUACACUGGAAUGUGUUCUGCCGUGCCUGGAGAAACGUAAUCCCUACAAUGCUUAUUAUGUUUAGCGGCUGUAAGAAGCGGGUUACACCAGAGGAAGCAGGCGACGUGCAACAUGUUGGUGGUUAUCUUGUCAUCGAAUACACAAAACAAAAGGGUCUUUUGCCCCCCUUUGCUGGAGAUAAACGCAACAAUGUUCAAGUUACGUUACGUUACGCACACACACACUCACAAACGCUCACUUACAUUGGCCACAAACUUAUUGGUUAUAUGUUAGGUGAUACCUUUUGAUAAUGAAAUAAACGAUGAAGUGGAAAGCUGCAUUCCAAUGACAACGUCGACAACCAACCCCAACCACAACCUCCAACACCUCUACCAUCAUCAUUGCCAUCAUCAGUUACUCAAACAUACGUAUGAAACCAA